GAACCUUUAUUUUGAAAAAAAAAAAAAAGUCUUUAAAUACCGGAAGUGAAGGUUUUCGCCGGAAAUAAGGUGGUGUGUGUGUUUCUCUCUCUCCCUGUGCAUGUCUUAUGGGAACCUCGAAGGAAAAAGGACAGAAAAGAUGAUGGAGUUUCACGGCGGUGCAGAGGGAAACACUCAGUGGAAACCUCCUAUCACUCAGCAGGAAUCAGAGAGCAGCUCUCACACAGAGCACUUCCUCAGCUGUUCCUCAAAACCUGCAGAUGAUCACCAGGAGUUCUCCAGCUCAGGAAACACUAAGGAGCAGGAUCUGAAGGAUUCUCCCGGAUCCUACUCCAGAUUAAACAUUUACUCCUCUGAGGACAGUGAUGAAGACGUCUGUGCCUCCAGACUGAGGAAGUCUAAGAGCAUCUUGGACGAGUUGUUUACUGACGAGUCGAACGACUCUGCGUCAGACAGCGGAGAGGAUCUGCCGUCCAAACCCGGAGACGAGAGCGAUGCGAGCAGCUCGGACGUCAGUGAUCGUCCUCGUCCCCGCGCUGCCGCUCAGCGGAGGUCGAAGGUCGACGGUGUGGCUGUAAACAAGACUGAGAAAACAGAGGACGGGAGGAGAGUUUACAACAAAAAACACUACUGCCUGUUCUGCUCGAAACCUUUCAGCAAAAUCGCAAGACAUCUGGAGGACGUCCACUCGAAGGAAGAGGAAGUCUCGAAAGCGUGCGGUUUUCCAAAAGGGUCCAAACAGAGAAGGAUUUAUUUGGACGAGCUCCGACUCCGAGGGAACUAUAUCCACAACAUCGCGGUGCUGAAAUCCGGGAAGGGAGACCUGAUCCCCUAUAAACGCCCACGAGGGGAUAUGAAGGCCAGCGACUUCAUGCACUGCCCUCACUGUCAGGGCUUGUUCACGAAAAAAGUCCUGUGGAGACACAUGAAGGUCUGCAAACUGAGUCCCAAAGACUACGUUCCCAAACCCGGGAAGAACCGAGCGCUGUCUCUGUGCGCGGCCACGCAGCCCGUUCCUCCCAACAUCAGCCCCGAGCUGUGGAAGAUCUUAAGCGUCAUGGUCACGGACGAAAUCACGGAAGCCGUCAAAAACGACGGCUGCAUCAUCCAGAUGGCGGAACACUGGCUCCGGAAGAGCGGAGACUCCCCGAACGGGCAGUGCUUCAUUCGGCAGAAGUUACGAGAGUUGGGAAAGCUGCUGCUGAGCGGCCGGAAUGUGACGUCUCUCAGAAAGCUGGAGGAUUUUAUCGACCCGUAUAACUGCAUGCAGGCGGUGGAAGCCGUACGACACGCGUGUGAAUACAACAGCGAGAGGAACACCUACAAAAUCCCCUCCCUGGCUAAAAAGCUGGCGGUUUGCCUGGCGCAGCUCAGCCGCCUCAUCCGGACCAAAGUGGUGAUGCCGAAGAACACGAAGCUGGCCAAGAAGCUGCAGAACUUCCAGAAGAUCCACGAGGAACGCUGGAACGAUUUGCUGUGCGCGACGGUGCUGAGGAACUCCGAGGACGAGGAAGUGAAAUUUAAACCUCCGACGCUGCUGGCGUUCACAGAAGACGUUCAGAAGCUCCACGUGUUCCUGGACAAAGCGCAGGACGAGUUCACCGAGCAAUUAUCCGCUGAGUCGUCCACCAAACACUGGUCGGAUCUAGCCAAAGUCGCUUUGACGCAAAUCAUUCUGUUCAACCGGAGCCGGGAAAACGAGGUGGUGAGCAUGACGCUCGAUACUUUUUUAUCCCGAGACAACUCCGAUCCUGCCACAGACAUCGACUGGGCUCUGACCGAGGUGGAGAAACAACUCUGCCGCCAUUUUUAUAAAAUCGUCAUCCGGCGAGACGGAGCGCGUCCCAUCCCGAUCCUGCUGACUCUCAAGAUGCUUCGCGCUCUGCAGCUGCUGGUGGAAAAGCGUGAAACCUGCGGCGUGGUGAAGGACAACACGUACGUCUUCGCCCGACCCUCUGCCUCGUCCCAUUUCAGGUGUUCGGACUGCGUGCGAGGAUUCUCGUUGAUCUGCGGAGCGAAGGAUCCUCAGGCACUCACCUGCUGGAAGUUGAGGAAGCGCAUGGCGACACUGUCCACGGUGCUGAAUCUCGGAGACCCGGAGAUAAACCAGUUAGCGAGCUUUCUUGGACACGAGCUGAUCAUCCAGGAUGAGUUUUACCCCCUGCAGGAAAGAACACUACAGCUGGCCAAAGUGCACAAGGUGCUAACGGCUAUGGAGCAGGGACGAAUGAUGGAGUUCAUGGGAAAGAACUUCUCAGACAUCGACGUUCAAGCUGAUGAGAAAAUGGAUCUGAGCAGUGAUAAAGUGAAGAAGAGUUGGGAAAGUUCUGUCUCGAACGCAGACGUGUUACCAGGAACCUGUCCCGGGAAGAGAACAUCUCAGAAGAAGAGGAAAACAUGGAGCGGGCCUGAAAUCCAGGCGGUGGAAAAGCACAUGAAGGAUUACAUCACUUCCUGUCGAGUCCCGGGCAAAGCGGCAUGCGAGAACUGCUUGAGCGCCGAACCUUCGACGCUGAAAAAGAGAGACUGGCAAAGCGUCAAGUUCUACAUCUACAACCGCAUCAUGGCGCAGAAGAGAGACGCCAGUCACAAAGUCUGAGCAAAAACGACUCGUUCGUUUAAAAAUGUUAAAAAGUCCGUUACGUUUCCAGACGCCGGGAUUUUCUCAUGAACAUCACGUCUUCAGUCUGUAUCUGAUCACAGUCCCUGAUGUUAGUGUUAUUCUACGCUCAUGCUAGCGGCGAGUCACACGUAGCAAUUAUAGCAUGUCUCUUGUGGGCGUGGCCUGUCUGACGUUUCCUGUAUAUCGCUCCUAACGCUAGCUGUUUAAACCGAACUUAGCGAACACACUACUCAUUCAUGUGAAUAUAAACAAUUUACACUCCUCUGGAUUUGAGUUUGUCAUAAAAACACGUCACCAGUCGGACAUUAGUUUUUAUUUUGUCUUUAAAAAAUCUGCACUUUCAUCAGACAACGUAAACCUUUUAUAUCCAUUCUGCGUGUUCGACCUCAAAAAUAACCGAUGGAGGAAUCGUUCGUUGGAUUUGUAGUAAACCUCCGCGAAUGGUUUCGUGUCGCAGGCAUACGUGAAAACUAAAGGUGCACUUUUUCACGUCUAAUCCUACAUAACUUCAAUAAAAAAAACCUGACCAAUCAGAUCGCAGUAUUCUAAUUCAAACAGCUAAAAAAUAUACGUGAGACGCCACGUGUCGAGACGCUUCACACGCCGUUCUCGUUUCCUGUACAGGUGCGUCGUCAUGGCGAUGACGUGAAGGAGACGAGUGUUGUAGCUGUAGCGCUCGCGGUGUCUCGUUGUUAUUAUUGAACAAUCCAGAACUCGAUCUCCAGUUUAUCUUCCUCAUGAUCGUGUGGAUGAAAUGAUUCACGUUCCUCCUCGUGUCACUGAAACCACGUGACUGUAGCUGUUUGGCUGUAACGUUUUUCACACGCAGUAUGAUGUUACAAUAAUCAUGUUAAUAAACACCAUCAACACCA
Molecule: messenger RNA, 3495 nt
Organism: Silurus meridionalis
Lineage: Eukaryota; Metazoa; Chordata; Actinopteri; Siluriformes; Siluridae
Exons: 7
Coding region: 101-2599 (832 amino acids)
Source: RefSeq, a predicted model, not a curated record